AUGGUCUUCAUCUUCAACGGGCAGCCACUGAUGGACGAGAUGGCAGCAUGUGAGAGCCACGAUGAAGACCACGAAGGGUUAGGGAAUUCCCAGGCUGACUUGUUCACCUGCAGGGCGGACUUGUUCACCGCCAAGCGGCCCAAACAGAAGAUGACACCCAGGUCUUUUCCAUUUAGAAUAGGAAAAGUUGGAAAUCAGAAACGAGUCGUUGGUGUGCUGCUUGGCUCGUGGCAGAAAAAGAUAUUAGAUGUGUCCAACAGUUUUGCAGUACCUUUUGAUGAGGAUGACAAGGACGAUACUGUGUGGUUUCUAGACCAUGACUAUCUGGAGAACAUGUAUGGAAUGUUUAAGAAGGUCAACGCUAGAGAAAGAAUAGUUGGUUGGUACCACACAGGCCCUAAACUGCACAAGAACGACAUCGCCAUCAAUGAACUGAUGAAAAGAUACUGUCCUAACUCUGUGUUGGUGAUUAUUGAUGUGAAGCCAAAGGACUUGGGGCUGCCCACAGAAGCUUAUAUUUCAGUUGAAGAAGUUCACGAUGAUGGCACUCCGACCUCCAAGACGUUUGAGCAUGUGACUAGUGAGAUCGGAGCAGAGGAGGCAGAGGAAGUUGGUGUUGAACACUUGCUACGAGAUAUCAAGGAUACAACGGUGGGCACUCUGUCCCAGCGGAUCACAAAUCAGGUCCAUGGCUUGAAGGGACUGAACUCCAAGCUUCUGGACAUCAGGAGCUACCUAGAGAAAGUAGCCAUGGGCAAACUCCCCAUCAAUCACCAGAUCAUCUACCACCUUCAGGACGUCUUCAACCUGCUACCAGACGUCAACCUGCAAGAGUUUGUCAAGGCCUUUUAUCUGAAGACCAAUGACCAGAUGGUGGUAGUUUAUCUGGCUUCUCUUAUCCGUUCCGUGGUUGCCCUGCACAACCUCAUUAACAACAAGAUUGCCAACAGGGAUGCAGAGAAGAAGGAAGGACAGGAAAAAGAAGAAAGUAAAAAGGAGAGAAAAGAUGAGAAGGAGAAAGACAAGGAGAAGAGCGAUGUCAAGAAAGAGGAGAAAAAGGAGAAAAAGUAAAAUGUGUAGGUUUUUUAUUUGUAAAUUAAAAAUCUUGUAAACUAAA
Molecule: messenger RNA, 1117 nt
Organism: Pygoscelis adeliae (Adelie penguin)
Lineage: Eukaryota; Metazoa; Chordata; Aves; Sphenisciformes; Spheniscidae
Gene: PSMD7
Product: proteasome (prosome, macropain) 26S subunit, non-ATPase, 7
Exons: 7
Coding region: 1-1071 (356 amino acids)
Biological process (GO): proteasome-mediated ubiquitin-dependent protein catabolic process
Cellular component (GO): proteasome complex; proteasome regulatory particle
Molecular function (GO): protein binding; metallopeptidase activity
Source: RefSeq, a predicted model, not a curated record